AUGUCGAAGCGUUUCGGGCAGGUCAACGUGGGCGCCCUCAUUGGGCAGGGCGUGCGGAACUACUGGGCCGCGCCCGUGGUGUCUACUCUCGCCUACCUCCCCUACGAAUGGUACCGGCAGGUGGUGACGGACCGAUCGGUGCUGGAGCUGCACUACCCACACCUCACGGCCCCCGACGCUCCCGACAGCUGGGUGAAGAAGGCCAACGAGUACCUCAAGAUGAAGCCGGCCCAGCUGGUGGCGGCCUACCGGUGGCUGCAGGGCGUCACCGGCGACGUGCCCGAAUGGAGCUCCGAUGCCCGGCCCACGCGCGCAUCGUGA
Acanthamoeba castellanii str. Neff is the source of this 321-nucleotide messenger RNA. RefSeq lists its product as uncharacterized. NCBI's taxonomy places the organism in Eukaryota, Discosea, Longamoebia, Acanthamoebidae. Bases 1 to 321 code for a protein of 106 amino acids. The record is from RefSeq and is a predicted model, not a curated record. The transcript is spliced from 3 exons.